Corvus hawaiiensis (hawaiian crow) is the source of this 3405-nucleotide messenger RNA. RefSeq names its product tubulin tyrosine ligase like 3 (gene TTLL3). Lineage: Eukaryota; Metazoa; Chordata; Aves; Passeriformes; Corvidae. The coding region runs from base 454 to 3123 and encodes 889 amino acids. The record is from RefSeq and is a predicted model, not a curated record. Gene Ontology annotation, biological process: cilium movement; protein polyglycylation; cilium assembly. Gene Ontology annotation, molecular function: protein-glycine ligase activity, initiating. The transcript has 10 exons. Gene Ontology annotation, cellular component: cilium.
GAAUGGGAGCAGGUCAUGGAACUGGAGGGGCACAGUGUGGCAAGAGCAAACAGUGGGGGUGUGUGAGGGGCCAUGGGGGGUGUCAAGAGAGUAUGAAAGGACUUGAAGCCGGCCUGGAGGCAGCAAGGGGCUUGGGGUGUGGGGCACAGAAGGAUUUCAGGCAGGGUGCAAGGUUUGAGUGGGGGAUUGCAGGCUGUGGGCAUAGGUGGCUGUUUGUGCCCCCUUCCGGGCAGUGGAGCCGUUGUGGUGGCUGGAGCUGGGGCUGUGACAUCACAGCAGUGCUGGGGUUGGGGGAGCCAUAUCCUGCAUUCUGACAUCCAUGGUACUGGGGUUUAGAGGCCAUGUCCUGUGCUGGAUGCCUGCUUCAGUCCCCAGCAGGACAGGGGAAUAGGACACCCCACUUGGCACAGAGGAGGAAGAGCCACCCACAGCUCCCCUCACCCUCAGGCUACCAUGGGACAAUGUGACACAGAGAGCAGCACUGCAGGGACACAGCCCCCCAGCCAGGGACAGCACUUGAGCAGGGUACACUCCAGGCACCCCACGGCCCAGCAGGCUGGGGACAAGGGCACAGUGGGGCACCCUGGGACUGUGCAGUGCCGCUGGGACACUGGCACAAGGCUCAGCAAGUCGGAGGCUGCCCUUUCAAGGCCCCAGAGCUCAGGCAGGCAGAGGCAGGCAGGGCACUCUGCAGCCACCACCACCAGCCGCCAGGUUGGCUGCCAGCGCUCGCUUAACCUUGAGCAGCUCAAGAAGGCCAAGCUGCAUGUGGAGAUGGCCAUUAAGGAGAAGAAGAUCUUCAUGGUGCAGGGCCCCUACCCCAUCAUCCGCCACCUGCUGCGAGCCCGGGGCUGGGUGGAGAGGAAGCUCCCCAGCAUGGGCAGACAGCUGGAGCAGCACCGUGGUGACCAAAACAAGCAGCGGCUGAAGACGAGGCCACGUAAUGGUGGUGGUGGGCAGGGGGAGGCACUGCUGAACCCAUGUGGUGGGGCACAGCCUUUUCUGGGGACCACAGACCCCCUGCACUAUGCAUGGCCACCUGCUGAGGAGGAGGAAGAGAAGGAGGAAGAGCAGUGUGAUGAGGACCCCAAUGGCAUCCAUGACCUCAUGUCCUACCUGGUGCGGGACCGGUUGCCAAAUUUCAUCUGGACCAACUUCCUUGAGGCCACUGACCAUGAGCUGCUGCAGCAGGACCACGUGGUGAACCACUAUGCCCGAGUGGAUGCCUUCACCACCAAGGAGGGGCUGUGCCUCAGCCUACAAAACCUGCCGUGGAUUGAGCAAGCCGACCCCAACACCUUCUUCCCCCGGUGCUACCGGCUGGGGACCACGGAUGAGCAAGAAGCUUUCAUUGAGGAUUUCCGCUUGACAGCAGCACGCAGCCUGCUCAAACUGGCUCUGGAGGAGGCUGGGGACAGGCCAGUGAGGACUAAGCAGGUCUCAAACUCUGCCAAGAGGGCAGCACCGGCAGGCUUCCCCCUGUACACUGAGCUGGUGGAGGAGGCCUUGGAGGUCUGUAAGCAGCACUUGGGUGUUCUACGACAUCACGACAUUGACAGGGGCACCCCGUCCCCCUGCAGGACAUGCAUUGACUGGGACCGCUUCCUGCAGGAAUACUACCAUGUGGCACAUGAGGGGGCAGGGCUGGUGCUGACCAGGCAGCAGCGGAAGCAGUGCCAGAACCUUCUGCGGCACUUGGCAGAGCAGCUGCCCCAGCUUGGCAUGGAGGGCAAGCUCAACAUCUGGAUCCUCAAGCCUGGUGCAGAAUCCCAAGGCAGGGGCAUUGUCUGCACGACACGGCUGGAAGAGGUACUGCAGCUGGCACGGGGCUUCACAGCACCCUCGGUGCAGGUGGGCAGGUGGGUGGUGCAGAAGUAUGUGGAGCGGCUGCUGACCAUCUUCGGCACCAAAUUCGACAUCCGUCAAUGGUUUGUUGUGACUGACUGGAAGCCACUGACCGUCUGGUUCUACCGAGACUGCUACCUGCGCUUCUGCUCCUGGCCCUUUUCCCUGUGUCACCUGGAGCGUGCCAGGCACCUCUGCAACGUCUCCGUCCAGAAGUGGUACAAGACAUCACCAGACCAGGACCCCCGUGUGCCCCCUGACAAAAUCUGGUCAAACAAGCAGUUCCAGGAAUACCUGGAACAGCUGGGGCAAGCAGAUGCUUGGCACCAGGUACUGGUGCCCGGCAUGAAGGCGGCGAUCCUGAAUGCCCUGCGCAGUGCUCAGGACCAGGUGGGCUUCCGCAAGGGCAGCUUCGAGCUCUAUGGGGCUGACUUUCUUGUCGGGGAGGACUGCCAGCCCUGGCUGCUGGAGAUCAACUCCUGCCCCACCAUGAGACCCUCCUCAGCAGUGACCCGACGGCUCUGUGCCAACGUCCAGCGGGACAUACUGCGCCUUGUGCUCGACCGCAAGAACAACCCCACCUGUUCCAUUGGAGCAUUUGAGCUCAUCUACAAGGAGGUAGGCUGGGGGGAUGGGGGGCAGACACCCCCCAGGCACCCCGAGCCCCCACUCCCUGCUGUCUCCCUGCAGGCAGCUGUGCCCAAGCCUCUGUCAGCACGUGUGAAGCUGAUGGUCAAAGGCUGCUCCCUGAAGAAGCCCCAGCCAGCACAGCAGCAAGCCCAGGACAAGCCCCCUACCGCUGCGGCCAAUGCUCUCCAGCACCCGGUGUCCCCACAGGCCAGAGCCACCCAUGUACCCAAGAGAGCACAGCAUCAGUUCCUCACCACUCUGCCUUGUGCCCCCAAGUUCCCCAUGUCAACAAGGGUCAGAACCACGCAGGUGCGCCGGAGAGCUGAGCAUCCAUCUCCCACCAAGGUGCCCAGUGCCUCCAAGCCACCUGUGUCCCCAGGGGGCAAAACCACCCAGGUGCCCCAGCCCAGAGCACCAAUAGGGAAGCUGCCUUCUCUGGAGCAAUGGAGCCACGGCCCUCUCCCCAGCUCUGACCCCCCAGCACCGUCAAAGGCUUGGGCCUCCUCUGCUGGGAGCCAGCGGCUGCCGUGGCUCAGUCACCUGCCUGGGCAGCCCCAGGCUGCACAGCCCCGGAUCAAUGGCUGUCCCCUGAACUGGGUGCCUGUGCCACCACCCCGAGGAACCCCCAGCAACCACUGGCCAUGCUAGGGCUGUGCCCGCUGCUUCCCUCCUGCCAAGCCCCUGAGACAACCUCUGUCUGUGCAGAGCACCAGGAGCCUGUGCCUGAAGCAGAAGCACACAGCAGCUCCCAGCGGGAUGCAGAAGACCUGGGACACUGAGACACCCCCAGGAGAGGACAACACCCUGUCUGUCCUUGCUGGGCCAACACCACAGUACCCAGCUACCUCUCAUCCCAAAGAGCUCCCACUGCUGUGUCGUGGAACCCACCUCCUCCCCCAUGCACGUUUUAAAAUAAUUCUGUGAUAAGGA